Kazachstania africana CBS 2517 is the source of this 708-nucleotide messenger RNA. It is a transcript of the gene TAE1, whose product is annotated as N-terminal protein methyltransferase. Gene Ontology annotation, molecular function: N-terminal protein N-methyltransferase activity. The transcript has a single exon. Lineage: Eukaryota; Fungi; Ascomycota; Saccharomycetes; Saccharomycetales; Saccharomycetaceae. The record is from RefSeq and is a predicted model, not a curated record. Gene Ontology annotation, cellular component: cytoplasm. The coding region runs from base 1 to 708 and encodes 235 amino acids. Gene Ontology annotation, biological process: N-terminal protein amino acid methylation.
AUGAGCGAGAAUGAUAGACCAGACUCACAUAUAAACUAUAACGAUGCGAUAUCGUAUUGGACUGACACACCAGCUACUGUGGACGGGGUACUAGGUGGGUAUGGUGAACAAACUAUAGUCCCAACGAUGGAUGUACUAGGAUCAUCGCAUUUUUUACGUAAGUUAAAAUCUAGAAUGAUCCCUGCUGAAGGAUGCAAAAAGAUCGGUGCUGAUAUAGGUGCUGGGAUAGGUAGAGUGACGAAGACCAUGCUUUCUAAAUACUGUGAUGUCGUUGAUUUAGUCGAACCUGUCAAACCAUUUUGCGAUCAAAUGAAAGUAGAAUUGAAAGAUCUGAGUGAAGAAGGGAAAGUAGGUAAAAUUUUCGAACUAGGUAUGCAAGAAUGGGAUCCCGAAAAGGGAAAAUACUGGUUAAUCUGGUGUCAAUGGUGUGUAGGCCAUCUUCCAGAUGAAGAAUUAAUCAAAUUUUUUGUCAGAUGUAGUGAGGCCCUUCAACCAAAUGGUACUAUUAUCGUGAAAGAGAACAACACUCCAGCAGACAAGGACGAUUUUGACCCUACAGAUUCCAGUGUCACAAGAUCUGACAACAAGUUCAAAGAAUUGUUUGAAAAAAGUGGGUUGAAACUCAUCGCCACGGAAAGACAGAAGGGUCUCCCAAAAGAGCUCUAUCCAGUAAGAAUGUAUGCUUUGAAGCCUGUAGACAACAAAUAA